AAGUCUUUUAUCCCAAAACUGUCUAAAAAGUUUUAGGGCAUGAUUAAACAGAUCCAAGGCUCUUCCUUUACUGCAAGAAGAAGCCCAACAAACGCACUGAAAACCUAAUACGACUGUAAUCUCUUUUAGAUUUUCCGGAUAGACAUAGAAUUUUGGAUGUUUUGAAGAUUUAUUGAGCGAGACGGAGAAAGAUAGCAAUGUCUCUAACGUGCGUGAAGAUGUCUGAGGAUGUGUGGUUAACGUGUCUCACUCAUGCAUUGUCAACUGAGACCGAAGAGAUCAUGGGGCUUCUUCUCGGUGAUAUUGAGUACUCAAAAAAUGGAAGUGUAACUGCCUUGAUCUGGGGAGCAUCACCACAGUCACGAUCUGAUCGGCGAAAAGACAGAGUGGAGACAACUCCUGAACAAUUAGCUGCUGCAUCAGCACAAGCUGAUAGAAUGACUGCAUCAACUGGAAGAACAACAAGAGUGAUUGGAUGGUACCAUUCACAUCCUCAUAUUACAGUUCUUCCUUCCCAUGUUGAUGUGCGAACGCAAGGAAUGUAUCAGCUUCUAGAUUCUGGAUUUAUUGGGCUGAUAUUUUCGUGUUUCAGUGAAGAUAUAAACAAGGUUGGAAGAAUCCAAGUCAUUGCUUUCCAGUCCUUGGAUGGGAAGCAAAAUCUUAUGCCAAGACCUGUUUGUCCAUCACCUGUAAAUAACAGUUCAGUGAUUGAUAUUGAAUCCUCUUUGAGUUCCUCAGAGAAUACAUCUGUGAGAUCUGCUCUUGCUAGAGCAGAUAGUCCUGAAGAAGACACUGGUGAUUCCAGAACAAUUUCAGGAUCUAAGGGUGGGGGACGAUCUUCAGACUUGGGGGUGUUCUUUGCUAAUGCUGAUGCUAACUCUCUUGGGAGAGAGAAAACUGGGGGAAAUUAUAAUACUAAUAACUUAAGCAAUAACAUUGAUGAAAUAGACCCAAUGGAUAUGUCAGCAGGUAUGCAAGAAGCAAUGCACCGAUCAAAUUUGGACAUGAGUGGUGCUGAGUAUGUCCGAAAAGAAAUUCCUCUUCAUGUUUUGCCAACCGCAUCUCUUCUUAAACUUGAGUCACCUUUAACAUCAUUUACGGAUUUGCAACGUGUGUUAUAUGAGGAGGAGCGAGCAGCAUAUACCCAAGCUAUUUUGCAACAUAUGAGGGAAGGAAAAGUGCACCCUCUUAUGUUCAUUCAUCAUACAUCAACAUAUCAGGCUUCCAUGUGCAAAUUAAUUGAAUAUUGUUUGAGUCCUGCCAUAAAUGCACUUCAAGAUAGGUUGAGGGAAAAUGAAAUCCAGCUGGCAAGGCUGAUUGAUGAAGCUAAGACUUUGGAGGUUGAGGUCUCCAGAGGGAGUGAAUCAAGUAUUGGAUCUCCUCAUGCUGGCCUAUCUCAUGGACUCCGAGGAAAUGUUCUGAGUGGUCAGAGGGAUUCAAGGAACGUAGCUGACACCAGCAGUUUGAGGACUGCCGUUGGAUCUGGUAGCCGAAGCAGAAAAGGGUCUUAAAAUUCUGACUUAAACCCCCUCUCUACAUUCUAUGACACCAGGUGAUGAAUGCUUUUGAGUUUGCUGAAUUUAUCUGGGUUUGCAAUAAGAACCAGAGAUAACGGGAGUAGUGACAUGUGGCGAGGGAGGAGAGUUCUCUUUUUGAGUCUGAUCAACUUUGUUGAGUCCCAGAGAAGCAUGCAUCCAGAGGAUGGGUGAUGGGGGGAGAGUGGUUAAAGAAGAGAAUGUUGGUGUAUAUAGGCUACCUGGUUUUAUAAUGUCAGGCUGGCAUGUGUGGUGCAGUUUUAUCUCUUUUUUUAAGUUUUAUGGAUAGUUCCCAUGUCAGGGACGUAGGUGACAAACAAUUCUGUACUCAAACUAUGGUUUGUGUCCCAAAUGGAAAAUUGUGCAUGAUUAUUAAUCCAAAGGGAAAAGGAGCGAGCACCUGCAUUUUUUCUUCUGUGGGAAAGUCUAUGGUGCCUCCAUUAAUUCA
Carica papaya (papaya) is the source of this 1983-nucleotide messenger RNA. It is a transcript of the gene BRCC36A, whose product is annotated as Mov34/MPN/PAD-1 family protein. Gene Ontology annotation, molecular function: cysteine-type deubiquitinase activity; metallopeptidase activity; protein binding. Gene Ontology annotation, biological process: protein K63-linked deubiquitination; DNA repair. Gene Ontology annotation, cellular component: BRISC complex; BRCA1-A complex. Lineage: Eukaryota; Viridiplantae; Streptophyta; Magnoliopsida; Brassicales; Caricaceae. The record is from RefSeq and is a predicted model, not a curated record.